UGCCGGCGGCGACCCCCGGCCUGCGACCCCCCGCCCGGCACCGACCGGCCUGUGACCCGGUACAGACCGGCCUGCGACCCCCCGCCCGGCACCGACCGGCCUGUGACCCGGUACGGACCGGCCUGCGACCACCCCCCGAGCCGAGGUUCGACCGCCGAGGAUGUUUUCGGAGCGAGCGGCCCCCACGGCGCAGGGGCUGCUGGCCCCCCCCUCGGGCGAGCCCCCCACCUUCCCCAGGGUGCCGGUGGCGGGGUACGCCGACCUCUCGCAGCCCUUCCAGCUGGGCGAGCGCAGCUUCUCCCGGCAGUACGCGCACGUGUACGCCGUGCGCCUGGCCGGCAUGCGGCCCCGGCUGGAGCGGCGCGCCCGCGGCCGCUGGGGGAGUGACGUCGCGCUGCGGAGGCUCUCGGAGCUGCAGGAGGGAGAGAAGUGCUGCGUGGUGGGGACGCUCUUCAAGUCCAUGCAGCUCCAGCCCUCCAUCCUGCAGGAGAUCAGCGAGGAGCACAACCUGGUGCCUCAGCCCCCCCUGCCCAAGUACAUCCAGCCCUGCGACGAGCUGAUGCUGGAGGAUGAGCUGCAGCGCAUCAAGCUGGAAGGAGCCAUUGACGUGCAGAGGCUGGUGACAGGGACCAUCGUGGCCGUGCUCGGCUGCGAGCAGGAUGACGGCCGGUUCCUGGUGGAGGAUCACUGCCUCGCCGAGCUGCCGCCCCCGCUGCCCUGGAGCGGGCCCAGCUGCGACCGGUUCGUGCUGCUGGCCUCGGGGCUGGGGCUGGGCAGCGUGAGCGGGGAGGCCCUGCUGAGCACGCAGCUGCUGGUGGACGUGGUGACGGGGCAGCUGGGUGCGGAGGGCGAGCAGAGCUGCGCUGCACACAUCACCCGCGUCGUUCUGGCCGGGAACCUGCUGAGCCAGAACACGCAGAGCCGAGACACCAUCAACAAGGCCAAGUACUUGACCAAGAAGACGCAGGCUGCAAGUGUGGAGGCUGUGAAGAUGCUGGAUGAGAUCCUGCUGCAGCUCUGCACCUCCGUGCCCGUGGACGUGAUGCCUGGCGAGUUUGACCCCACCAACUACACGCUGCCGCAGCAGCCGCUGCACCGCUGCAUGCUGCCCCUGGCCAGCGCCUACGCCACGCUGCGCCUCGUCACCAACCCCUACCAGGCCAGCCUGGACGGCGUCAGGUUUUUAGGGACAUCAGGACAGAACAUCAGCGAUAUCUUCAAGUACAGCAGCAUGGACGACUACCUGGAGAUCCUGGAGUGGACACUGCUGGCGGGACACAUCAGCCCCACGGCCCCAGACACCCUGGGCUGUUACCCGUUCUACAAAUCUGACCCGUUUAUCCUCACCGAGUGCCCUCACGUCUACUUCUGCGGCAACGCGCCCCGCUUCCAGUCCAAGCUGCUCCAAGGGAAGGAGGGGCAGCGGGUGCUGCUGGUGACGGUGCCAGACUUCAGCGCCACGCAGACCGCCUGCCUCGUCAACCUGCGCGACCUCAGCUGCCAGCCCAUCACCUUCUCCAGCUUCGGGGCUGACUCCGAGGACGGGGACAUGGAAGUUGGACACUGACCACAGGGAGGGCACUGACUCCACCAGGCCCCAAGGGGUCCUGGCACCACCUGCAUUUGUCUGUCCUCUGGGAAGUGACAGAGCUGGGGAAGCACUGGAGGGACAAGAUGUUCAUACCAAUAUAACUUGAUUUAUUUGUGUAACAAAAAA
Molecule: messenger RNA, 1717 nt
Organism: Motacilla alba alba
Lineage: Eukaryota; Metazoa; Chordata; Aves; Passeriformes; Motacillidae
Gene: POLD2
Product: DNA polymerase delta 2, accessory subunit
Exons: 11
Coding region: 161-1567 (468 amino acids)
Biological process (GO): DNA replication; DNA strand elongation involved in DNA replication
Cellular component (GO): delta DNA polymerase complex
Molecular function (GO): DNA binding
Source: RefSeq, a predicted model, not a curated record